AUACUUUUUUUUAUAAUUUAGUUGUUUUAAUUUUUUUAACAUCUUGUUAAGGUGAACAGUAAAUAUAUUAUUAUUUACGUUUGGUAAGUUUCAUAUGUAUUGUGUAAAGUUGUGCUGUGCAUGUAGAAUAUAUUCUUUUAUAUAAAAAAAUUUCAGAAUCACAACAUAGUUCUAAAUGGCUCUGUUACCCCCAGGCGGAUUGCCCGAAAUUGUCUUCUCUUUCGACACGACUGGAUCUAUGAGCAGUUGUCUAGCUGAGGUUAGAGGUCGAUUGAAAGACAUGAUUCAGCGUCUCCAAGCAGACAUCCCCGCGAUCAGAAUCGCUGUGUUUGCGCAUGGGGAUUACUGCGACAAACACAAUUAUGUUACCAAGUUCGUGGACUUCACGGAUGACGUGAAGAAACUGUGUGAUUUCGUCAGUGAUGUUUCCUCCACUGGCGGGGGGGACUCGGACGAGUGUUACGAGCUGGUGCUGUACCAGGUUCGUGAUGAACUCUCCUGGACGCCAGGGUCUAAUCGAGCCCUCGUCAUGAUCGGUGACGCGAAGCCACACGAGCCAAACUAUCCAGACAACAAACUGAAACUAGACUGGAGAGUUGAAACGGACAACCUCGCAAACAUGGGAGUAAAGAUUUAUGCUGUACAGUGCAAAUCAUUUGGCGCAGAAACGUUUUAUAAGACAAUGGCGGAAAAAACGUCUGGUCGUCACCUUAAGAUGGACAGCUUUUCAAACAUCUUUGAUUUCUUGAUGGCCAUCUGCUACAAAGAACAAGGAGAGGACUUGCUGCAGGUGUACGAGAAAGAAGUCCGACAGAGAUGCGGUGACGGCAGUCUACAUAAAGAUCUGCACGGCUUGUUUUCUACUCUGCGAGAUCCCACAACAAUUGUCGCAACUGGUUCCCCACUGUGUAAAGCCAAACCAAAAACAACGUCAAAGAAAGUGGCAAAACCAGCUUCGUUAAAGAAGGGUUCUUUGAAAAGACCUGUACUGAAAGCCAACAACAAGAGACACGUCAAGAGUAAAAUGUGUCCUGUUCGCCUGUUGAGAAGAGAGAAUGUUCCAGAAAACAACUUCAUGCUGAGGGAUCUCCAUUGGUCGCCGUGGGUUAAGGUUGUUUGUCCCGACAAACCAGACGACACUUGGGAAAAGAAGAGAGGAGAAGGACGAGGGUAUCGCAAAAUCAGAAUUUUCCCGGGGAAAACUACUCUGCCAGCUUUGUACGAGGUAGCUGUCCAAAGUCAGAGGAGAUCAAGGCGCCAUGUUGUCUUCAGCAGGUUUGCCAAACGGAUCCCGAACGACGUGGGUUGGGAAAGUCGUCUGCUGGGAAGGAGUGACGUCAGACGCCAGGUGGACGAGGUUGUGAAGAGUGGUUGCAGUCUGUUUAUCAGGAGAGUCACUCUGAGGAGGAAAGCAACUGCACAGAAUGCGCUUACGUCACUCAGACUGUAUGACUAUGCUUGGAGGAGAAUCUCACGAAAACGUUCCAAUCACAGAACAGUCGUUAAAGGUGACUUCAAAAUUUCACAUGAAGCUUACUGAAUAACUGACUAUAAUAUGUUUAGAAAUGUUGAACAGUAUGUGAUAAAAUAAUUUAAAUUAGUGUUGUGGUGUAUAUAAUCGUCCACUGUGACAUAUUCCUAUAUUUCACGUCUGCUCGGAUUAUAUGUUCAAGUCUUAUUAUAAUGGCAGUUACAAAUUUAAAAUACAAGUAUUGACCUGUGUUGGUGAUGAUGUUCUUUAUUGAAUAUCUUUGUAUCGUUGACAUGUGUGACACUGGAUGCUUUUGUUUUGUCGUUAAUACAUGUACAUAUGUAAAUGUGAAUUUAAAUUGCAAAUAUUAUGUCAUAAGGUAUUUAUUGAAACACUGUGCUUAUGUUGUUAAAUAUGUUCAUUAUUUUGCUGUUAUCUGUUGUUGCAAUAAAUGUCCACUGC
Molecule: messenger RNA, 1933 nt
Organism: Gigantopelta aegis
Lineage: Eukaryota; Metazoa; Mollusca; Gastropoda; Neomphalida; Peltospiridae
Exons: 4
Coding region: 176-1540 (454 amino acids)
Source: RefSeq, a predicted model, not a curated record